Monosiga brevicollis MX1 is the source of this 906-nucleotide messenger RNA. RefSeq lists its product as uncharacterized. The coding region runs from base 1 to 906 and encodes 301 amino acids. Gene Ontology annotation, molecular function: phosphatase activity. Lineage: Eukaryota; Choanoflagellata; Craspedida; Salpingoecidae. The record is from RefSeq and is a predicted model, not a curated record. The transcript has a single exon.
AUGAUGAACGUGGCGCAAUGCCGGGCGUUGAUCGAAUCGACCAAGCUCUUUGUAUUCGAUUGUGAUGGUGUCAUUUGGCGCGGCGCCACGCUCAUUGAUGGCGUGGCCGAUGCCCUGGAUGGCUUGCGUCGACACGGAAAACGAGUGGCGUUUAUUACAAACAACUCGACCAAGACACGCGCCAACUUUGUAAAAAAGUUCCACGGUCUCGGCCUCACCUGGGUUGAGCGCGAUGACGUUUGGUCAUCUGCUUCGGCCGCAGCUGCCUAUCUCACUCAACGGGCCAAGCUUGACAAAAGUCGCAAGGUGUACGUCGUCGGACAGAGUGGGCUUUGUGAGGAGCUUUGCGAGGCUGGCUACACUGUAUUGGGUGGACCGGACGACGAAGGCAGCAGUGUAUUCCCUGUUCCAGAGCGCUUUGAGGUUGACCCGGCGGUUGGAGCCGUUGUCGUCGGCUUUGAUCGUGCCAUCAACUACUACAAGCUGGCUUACGCUACCAUGUGCGCGCGAGAGAAUAAGGACUGUCUCUUCUUGGCCACCAACCGCGAUGCCAUCACUCAUCUCAAUGACGAACAAGAGUUUCCGGGCGGUGGAACCAUGGUGGCAGCGCUGGAGACAGCUAUCGGGCGUGCACCCGAAGUCGCAGGCAAGCCCUCGCCUUUCUUGGUUGAUGCACUUUAUGCCUUCCAUGGUCUGGAUCGUGACUCGGCGCACGCCGUCAUGGUCGGAGACCGGCUGGACACGGACAUUAUCUUUGGUAACACGAAUAAUAUGGCAACGCUUUUGGUCAUGAGCGGGGUCACGCGUCAGUCGCAUGUGGAUGCCACCCAGCCCGGAGAAGAUGACUAUCCCACUUACAUUGCUCCCUCGCUCAAGCUGUUGGCUGAUACCUUGGCUGAAAUGUAA